This is a messenger RNA of Lethenteron reissneri (Far Eastern brook lamprey), 3832 nucleotides long. It is a transcript of the gene STT3B, whose product is annotated as STT3 oligosaccharyltransferase complex catalytic subunit B. The record is from RefSeq and is a predicted model, not a curated record. Gene Ontology annotation, biological process: post-translational protein modification. Gene Ontology annotation, molecular function: dolichyl-diphosphooligosaccharide-protein glycotransferase activity. NCBI's taxonomy places the organism in Eukaryota, Metazoa, Chordata, Hyperoartia, Petromyzontiformes, Petromyzontidae. Gene Ontology annotation, cellular component: membrane.
GGUCCUCUUGCACCCCGGGGUAAGAUGGCGGAGCAGGCAGAGCUGCGCGCCUUGGCGGCGCGGCCCGCGGGUCUGCAAUCGCUCCUCACCUUCACAGUGCUCGCGCUCGCCUGCCUCGCCGGGUUUAGCUCCCGGCUCUUCGCCGUCAUCCGUUUCGAGAGCAUCAUCCACGAGUUCGACCCCUGGUUUAAUUACCGCGCCACGCAUCACCUCAGCUCGCACGGCUUCUAUGAGUUUCUCAAUUGGUUCGACGAGCGGGCAUGGUACCCACUCGGGAGGAUCGUGGGGGGCACGGUUUACCCAGGGCUCAUGGUGACGGCCGGUGCGAUCCACUGGCUGCUCAACUCGCUGCAUGUGACGGUGCACAUCCGCGACGUGUGCGUGUUCCUGGCGCCCGUGUUCAGCGGCUUCACGGCCAUCGCCACGUAUUUGCUGACGCGCCAGCUCUGGAGCGGUGGCGCCGGGCUCUUUGCCGCGUGCUUUAUCGCCAUCGUGCCGGGAUACAUCUCUCGCUCCGUGGCCGGCUCCUAUGACAACGAGGGUGUCGCCAUCUUCGCUCUCCAGUUCACCUACUACCUCUGGGUGAAGUCUGUGAAGACUGGCUCCGUGUUCUGGUCGACAUGCUGCUGCCUCUCCUACUUCUACAUGGUGUCGGCGUGGGGUGGCUACGUCUUCAUCAUCAACCUCAUCCCCUUGCACGUCUUCGUGCUGCUCCUCAUGCAGCGCUUCAGCCGCAGGCUAUACAUCGCUUACAGCACAUUCUUCAUCCUGGGCCUCAUCCUCUCCAUGCAAAUCCCAUUUGUGGGCUUCCAGCCUGUGCGCACCAGCGAACACAUGGCCGCAGCCGGGGUGUUCGUGCUGCUGCAGGCGUACGCCUUCCUGCAGUAUUUGCGCGAACGACUGACGCGGCAGGAGUUCAAGACGCUGUUCUUCGUGGCGGUGGCGCUAGCCGCCAGCGUGGUGUUCCUCACCGUUGUCUACCUCACUUACGCGGGAUACAUCGCUCCUUGGAGCGGAAGAUUCUACUCCCUGUGGGACACUGGGUAUGCCAAGAUCCACAUCCCCAUCAUCGCGUCGGUGUCUGAGCACCAGCCCACCACGUGGGUCUCCUUCUUCUUCGACCUGCACAUCCUGGUGUGCGUUUUCCCCGCCGGACUCUGGUUCUGCAUCAAGGACAUCAACGACGAGCGGGUUUUCAUCGCUCUGUAUGCGAUCACGGCGACGUACUUUGCGGGGGUGAUGGUGCGGCUCAUGCUCACGCUCACGCCUGUGGUGUGCGUGCUGGCCGGCAUCGCCUUCUCCGACACGUUCCGGCAGUACCUUGCCGACGAGCGGCAACCCGAGCGACGUACGGGUGGGGACAGCAGCGACGACGAGGACGAGGGCAAGCGCAGCACCCCCAAUCUCUACGACAAGGCGGGCAAGGUGCGGAAGUACCCCUCGGAGCAGGAGAAGAGCGAGGAGGGGCUGGGUCCCAACGUCAAGAGCAUCGUGGUCAUGGUGGUGCUCAUGCUGCUCAUGAUGUUCGCCGUGCACUGCACCUGGGUCACGAGCAACGCGUACUCGAGCCCCAGCGUCGUGUUGGCGUCGUACAACCAUGACGGGACGCGAAACAUCUUGGAUGACUUCCGUGAGGCAUACUACUGGCUGCGGCGAAACACGGACGAGCACGCGCGCGUGAUGUCGUGGUGGGAUUACGGGUACCAGAUCGCGGGCAUGGCCAACCGCACCACCCUCGUGGACAACAACACGUGGAACAACAGCCACAUAGCGCUCGUGGGCAAGGCGAUGUCGUCCAACGAGAGCGCGGCGUACGAGAUCAUGCGCAGCCUGGAUGUCGACUACGUGCUCAUCAUCUUCGGGGGUGUCAUCGGCUACUCGGGCGACGAUAUCAAUAAGUUCCUGUGGAUGGUUCGCAUCGCCGAGGGGGAGCACCCCAGGGACAUCCGCGAGAGCGAUUACUUCACACCGCAGGGCGAGUUCCGUGUGGACCGGGGUGGCUCUCCCGUGCUGCUCAACUGCCUCAUGUACAAGAUGUCCUACUACCGCUUUGGGGAGAUGCAGCUGGACUUCCGCACGCCGCCCGGCUUUGACCGCACGCGUAACGCGGAGAUCGGCAACAAGGACAUCAGCUUCAAGCACCUGGAGGAGGCGUUCACCUCGGAGCACUGGCUCGUGCGGAUCUUCCGCGUCAAGCAGCUGGAGAACCGCGAGCCGCUGGGCCGCAAAGCGCGCUCCACCAACACCGUGCCCAAGCAGAGAUACGUCUCCAAGAAGACGAGCAAGAGGAAGCGCGGCCACAUCAAGAACAAGAUGGUCAUCAAGAGAGGGAAGAAGUCGACCUCGAAAUAAAAGGGGUCGCACGUGGAAUGAAUUCCAAUCAAUCCGCCCGCCCUCCUGGAGAACUGAGUGCUUGCCCCACCGGGGGGCACGGGCGAGUUGCAGGGUGCCCGUUGUCUCGCGCUGCCGAGGCAAUAGUUUUAUUUCCGUUGGUUUAUUUUCUUUCUCCUGUUGUUUUCUUCUUACAACAAAGAUUGUAUAUAUGGCAUCACCUCUCUUUAAGUUGUGACAGCGGAGGAUGGGGGGGGAAUGUUCUUUCGUGAAAGCGAGUUGCCCCGAUGGUAAUUGUGCGUCAGGACCAUUGCACUGAUGUCCGGCGUACGUGAAGGCGUGCGCGCUUUGAAGCUUUCGGCCGAAUGACGUGAGAUUAAUGGGGAGUUUUACAACUUCAAAAAAUUAGCAUCGCAUCCACUGGAACCCCUGUCUUAAUCAACCAAUAGCCGUGUACCAUUGUCACUCAAUAAUUAAACCCACGUAAUUGUGUUAACCAUGUCCAUUCUGCAACUGUCUUGUUAAGUUUACAAGUUUAAACUUACCACCUCCUUUGAGUGCAUGCAUUCUUCUUGUUUAAUGAUUGUGGAGCUGUAUUUUGCAUCUCCUUAGUCCAUGGGCCGGAUCAGAAAUUUGGUACAAGGUGGCAAAUGCUCACUGGCCAUAUAAUUAAAUUGGCAUAAGUGAAGUAUUUGAUAACCCACAUGUUGUAAAUGUUUAUCAUCAUAAUUCGCUAUUUUCCUAAACAUCAAAGAAAUUGGAACUGCAAAAUUCUUUGCCGUCUCGGGCGGCACCAGCAAAUGAAACGUCUGGUCUGGGCUCACUGGACGACCCCGCGGCCUGUCCGUGUCCCGACCGCGGUGAAGCACGUGCUGAUCUGAGCGGCAAUGCAGGGCGGUUUUCUGCAGUGCUCUCACGGUGGCCAGGACCCCUCCCCACUACCCUCUCCACUGAAUGCACUGGGGACAACUGGAAAGAGGCUAUGGAUUGUAGAGCGGCGCGUGUGGCGGGGUCAACAGCUGGGAAAGUCUCUUAGUUUUCACGAGUUGGCGGGUGGCAAGGUCAACUGUUUGGCACAGGUAACUGUGACUUGGUAAGCCGUGCAUUACCGGAGUGGGGUGGGUUGUGUUCCUCGUGAUGACGGCUCUUUUUCACAAAGACAUGCGAAUACUUUUUAACUUUAUUUACUCGAUAGUAAAUUAUUUGUUUCAUACAAGGGCCAUGGGAGUGGGAGCUUCCAUGCGCUUGCCAUGCACUGAGGAAUAUUAGCAGCUCCAGGCAUUAUUAAACCAUUUCCUGUUUGGACACCCAAGUAAACUACGUUUCAGACGGAAACUCCCCCUUGACUCAAUUAUAAUUUGUAAAUGUUUUCUCACUUGCCAUGAGGCUGCUGUUGAUUUGUAAAUGUUUUGCAAAAUUGUCUUUCUUUUUGGGUAAUUCUGUAAAAUUUGACCAUUGGAUGUUGACAGCUGAAUAAAUAAAAAAAAACCCCGGCUGCAUA